GUUGACCUGGCGAGCCUGGGCUGGUCUAGUGAGCUAUUCACUGAUCUGUACUUCUUCCCCGCUGAGAGGAGGAGAAGGAGAAGGAGAAGGAGAAGAAGAAGGAGUGAACGAAUCCUCCAUUUCGUUCUCCGUUGUUAGGGUCUCUUGGGUUUCUUCUUCUUGGAUGGCGAAUUCGAUGGAUCAGUGAGUUCUGGUUCAGAGCUUGGAGAGGGAAAUGACGCUGAAGGACACCUUCCAGGAGGUGGCCAGCUCGAAGCCGCUGUUCUUGACGAUAUACACGACUGUCAUCGUCGGCAUCGUCGUCUCCUCCUUCUACGUCUUCUCCGCCGUCUACUCUGCCGAGGACUCCUCCCCUAACUCCACCACCUGGGUCUCCUCUCCUCCUUCUCUCUCCCAUGCAGACUUUCAUCAGGUAUCCAAUUCUUCACCACUUGCAACAGCGGUUGCCGUUCCACCUCCUUUGGGGCGACCCGUUAGACCCAUAUGGGGGGUUCCUCCGCGAAAUAAGAAAAUGCCUCCCUUGAAGACAUUCCGCUUGACCAAAGAAUUGGUUCAGGAAAGGGCUGUAGAUAACGUCAUUAUAGUGACUUUUGGUAACUUUGCUUUCAUGGAUUUCAUCCUCACUUGGGUGAAACACUUGACAGACUUGGGUGUUUACAAUCUUCUUGUUGGUGCAAUGGACACAAAGCUUUUGGAGGCUUUGUAUUGGAAAGGCGUUCCAGCUUUUGACAUGGAAAGCCACAUGAGCACGGUAGAUGUCGGCUGGGGUUCACCAACAUUUCACAAAAUGGGGAGAGAAAAAGUUCUUCUCAUAGAUGCGAUCCUACCUUUUGGUGUUGAAUUAUUGAUGUGCGAUACCGAUAUGGUUUGGCUAAAGAAUCCCCUUCCAUAUCUUGCUCGAUACCCUGAAGCUGAUGUGUUAACUUCAAGUGAUCAAGUUGUUCCAACAGUCAUUGAUGAUAGUUUGGAUAUCUGGCAACAAGUGGGUGCUGCUUACAACAUUGGAAUUUUUCACUGGCGUCCAACGGAGUCAGCAAAAAAGCUGGCUAGAGAAUGGAAAGAAAUGCUUUUGGCUGAUGAAAAGAUAUGGGAUCAAAAUGGAUUCAAUGAUAUAGUUCGUAAGCAAUUAGGACCUUCUGUUGAUGAGGACAGUGGAUUGGUUUAUGCUUUUGAUGGUAAUCUUAAGCUAGGAAUAUUGCCUGCAAGCAUCUUUUGCAGCGGCCACACCUAUUUUGUCCAGGCCAUGUAUCAACAACUAAGACUAGAGCCUUAUGCUGUGCAUACCACCUUCCAGUAUGCUGGCACUGAAGGGAAGCGUCACCGUCUGCGUGAAGGCAUGGUAUUUUAUGAUCCUCCGGAAUAUUUUGAUGUACCAGGUGGUUUCUUGUCGUUCAAGCCUUCCAUUCCAAAGAGUUUGUUAUUUGACGGGGAGCACAAUAUUCAGUCCCAUUUCACUCUGAUAAACUACCAAAUGAAGCAAAUAAGGACAGCUUUAGCUAUUGCUACGGUCUUAGACCGAACGCUGGUUAUGCCUCCUCUAUGGUGCAGAAUGGACCGACUAUGGUUCCCUCAUCCUGGUGUUCUUGAGGGUUCUUUAACUAGGCAACCUUUCCUUUGCCCUCUUGACCAUGUAUUUGAGAUCAACAUAAUGUUGAAAGAACUACCAGAGGAUGAAUUUGGCCCGCGGAUUGGUAUUAGAGAGUACUCUUUCCUUGACAAUCCACUGAUGCCCAAACAGGUGAAAGAUUCCUGGCUCGAUGUUCAAUUAUGUCAAGUAGGAAGCAAAGAUUGUCAAUUAUCAAACAGCACAAAUUCCAAAGGAGUUCUCAGACUUCCAAAACAUAGCAAUGAAGAGACGUUGAAGGGGGUGUUCUCUAAUUUCAAAGACAUCAGAGUGAUUCAGUUCUCCUCGAUGCAAGAUGCUUUCUUGGGUUUCACAGACCAGGCUAGGGAAGAUAGAUUCAGAAACCGAAUGAAGCGUUAUGUGGGGAUAUGGUGCUGCACAGCAGAUCACGAUCCGGGGCACAUAUACUACGAUAUGUAUUGGGACGAGAAACCCAAUUGGAAACCCGUUCCCCCGCAAACUGCAGAAGAAGAUCACCCUCCUUUGUGAGAGCCUCUUACCACGGUAAGAAAAUCCAUUGCCCUGCUUAGAAAAGAAGAUACACCUAGUUGGGGACUAUCGGGUUCCAUUCAGGCGAUCUAUAUGCACAUACAUAGAAGAAAGGAAUGAAAUAUAACUGUAUCCUCAGGAAUAGUUCAUUCAGCUUCUUAAGAGACAAGGUACGCAGUUUUCCCUUUUAUUAUUUUUAUCCUUUCCUUUGUAUGUGUAGGAGAAAGAGGUUCACUUGUAAUCAGUCCCAAUAUUAUUAUUGCUCGCACUCGAAGAAACUCAAUGUGAAUUGUGAACUGGGACGAAAGAUAAUAAACUUGCUGAUCUAUUCAAAUUC
Punica granatum (pomegranate) is the source of this 2450-nucleotide messenger RNA. Lineage: Eukaryota; Viridiplantae; Streptophyta; Magnoliopsida; Myrtales; Lythraceae. The record is from RefSeq and is a predicted model, not a curated record.